Messenger RNA from Monopterus albus (swamp eel), 648 nucleotides. RefSeq names its product lens intrinsic membrane protein 2.1 (gene lim2.1). Gene Ontology annotation, cellular component: plasma membrane. Lineage: Eukaryota; Metazoa; Chordata; Actinopteri; Synbranchiformes; Synbranchidae. The record is from RefSeq and is a predicted model, not a curated record. The transcript is spliced from 6 exons. The coding region runs from base 1 to 648 and encodes 215 amino acids.
AUGGAGAAAUGUAUUUUACAGGAGACAUUUGAAGUAGGAGUUGAAGAGUUUCUGUUGAGAAGGUUGAAUGAUGUGAUUGUGUGCUUUAUGGGCGGAGGGCUGCUCUGUGCAGGCGUGGGGAGCAUCCUCCUGAUUGUUUCCACAGCAACCGAUUACUGGAUGCAGCAUCGGCAGCCUGACGGCUACAGGCACCAGAGCCUGUGGUGCUACUGUACGCCAGGGAAAUGCUUCCCACACAAUGAUGCCCACUGGGACGCCACGCAUGCCGUCAGGACCCUCUCUGUUUUGGCCUGUUCCACUGGCAUCAUCACUGGCAUUAUGGAUUUCAUCCAUUACUCCUUCUUCGACAGCUUUUCCACAACCUUUGCUGCAGGUUCAUUGUUUUUCAUCUCAUGUAAAAACAUUUUCUUUAUGUUUUCCCUUUAUUUUGUCCUGUCCAGGUUUUUGGGUGUUUACUAUGGGAAACAAUAUGGAGCCUGGAGGUUCUCCUGGCCCUUUGUCAUUGGCUGGCUGUCAGUGGCGGUCACCUUCUUUUCAGGUAUAUUCUAUAUGUGCGCCUUUCGGAUGCGCAGACUCCUAUUGGAAGACCCAAACCCUCAUGUCAUGGAUUAUGAUCGUGACAGCUGUGUCACGGUUGUGUGGAGAUGA